Molecule: messenger RNA, 636 nt
Organism: Glossina fuscipes
Lineage: Eukaryota; Metazoa; Arthropoda; Insecta; Diptera; Glossinidae
Product: troponin C-like
Exons: 3
Coding region: 107-577 (156 amino acids)
Molecular function (GO): calcium ion binding; enzyme regulator activity
Source: RefSeq, a predicted model, not a curated record
UGAGCAAGAAACGUCAAGCCAGCAUCUUGGUGAUACAAUAGAAAUUGAAAAAAGUAGAAAAUAAUAGCAAGCAGAAGAAAAAACAAAAACACGAUAUACUACUAGAAUGGAUCCAGAAAUUGAUGAAGAUCUUACGCCUGAGCAAAUCGCCGUUUUGCAGAAAGCCUUCAAUAGUUUUGAUCAUCAAAAAUGUGGCAGUAUCUCGACUGAUAUGGUGGCCGAUAUCUUACGUUUGAUGGGUCAACCGUUCGAUAAAAAGAUUUUAGAAGAACUCAUCGAAGAGGUAGACGAGGAUAAAUCUGGUCGCUUGGAAUUUGGUGAAUUCGUUCAAUUGGCUGCGAAAUUCAUUGUCGAAGAAGACGACGAGGCUUUACAAAAGGAAUUGCGUGAAGCCUUCCGUUUAUAUGAUAAGCAAGGUAACGGUUACAUACCCACUUCAUGUUUACGCGAAAUCUUAAGAGAAUUGGACGAUCAAUUGACGAAUGAAGAAUUGGAUAUAAUGAUCGAAGAAAUCGAUUCGGAUGGCUCGGGUACAGUAGACUUUGAUGAAUUUAUGGAAAUGAUGACGGGUGAAUAAAUAAAUAAAUAUUAAUAUAUAUAUAUAUCUAUAUAUAUAUAUACGUAUACGUAAAUGUG